GUUAGUUUUGUUUGUUUGCAAGUAAAAUCGCAUGAAAUUAUAAUCAAAUCAAUUUUGCUUUUAUUGGAACAUGACAUAAAACCAGCUGCAGCAAUGCAGUGGCAUUCAGAAGCCGGUCAGUUGUGGACGCGUCCACCAAGUGUUUUGUGGUGCAUUUCUUAAACAAUAAAAUCAUAUUAAAGAGUUUGAACUGCAGUUGAGAUUUGCACAGCGCCUGCUCGCCAAUAAGUCGUGAGAAAAACAAUUAACAAUCAAAUAAUACAAAUUUAGUGUUUAAUAAAAGUACAAAAAUGCAUUUAAGACAAAUUUUGCGCCACGCGUGUGUUUUCGUUUUGUUAUUAUGCGCCGUGUGCGCGCAAGAUGAGUCCACAACAACUGUUGCUGCGUUGGAAACAUCAGCAACAACAACAAGCACUACAUUAGAGGACGCUAGCACUGCUGAAAUAUCGAGCAGCUCCAGCUCUGUGCCUACAACCACCCCUCUAACAACUAUUUCUGACAAAACGACUGAUGAGAAUAAAACAGACGGCAGCGCAACGAGUGCUAAUGUUGCAGCAGAUACUUCGAAGCCGAAGAAAUAUUUCACAGUUGGCAAUCUGCCCGUUUGCAAGCAAAGCAGCCCUGAGUUCAACGACUGCGUAAAAAAUCUCUUACAAAAGUCCUUGCAACGACUUAAAAACGGUGACCGCGAUUUGAAUAUACCGAUAAUCGAUCCAUACAGACUAAAUCGCACGACAUUUCAGUAUACCAGUGGCACUGUACGUGGGCGUAUAAUAAUGCGUGAUGGGCUCACAUAUGGUUUUUCGAAAAUGGAAAUCAAAUCGCUAGACUUGAAAAUAAACGGUGAUAAAGUCACAAUGAAAUCGCUGGCAUAUGUGCCAGCGAUCACAAUCGUCGGCAAUUACAAGGCAGAAUUGAUACUAAACAAUAUACAAUUGCGGCCCAAAGGUGUCUUCAACGUGUCGCUGGUGAAUGUGAAUAUUGACCAAACAUAUGAGGGUAACUUCUAUGAGGCGGACGGCCAUCGUUUUGUGCGCAUGCUCAGAUUCGAUGCCGAGCCUAAAGUCGGCGAUUUCAAGUUGUCUGCCACUGGUGUGUUUCCCGAUCCAACAUUGAAUGAGCUCGCUGUAAAUAUUGUCAAUCAAUAUUGGCGUCGAAUCUUUCAAAUUUUCUUGCCUGAAACACGUCAUUAUUGGGGACCAUUGUUGCUGCAACAACUCAAUGAUCUUAUGUCUGUUGUGCCAUAUGAUGUUUUUGUUGUUGAUUAAUAUUAAUUUAAAGACAGCAAUUUUUGAGAUGUUUUGUAGUGGUAUUAAUGCAGUUGCUGCAAAAUUUAUGAAGAAAAAGAGCAAGUUCGGCGCUUAAGUCUUUUGUUAACAUUUUCACCGGUAGCUGCGUGUGUGUGUUUGUGUGGAAAGAAUGACCAUUGAGAAUAUUAAAUUAUGGAAAACUUGAUGAUUUUAAUACUGUAAUGAUGAUUUUAAUAAAAGAGAAAUUCUAAUUAUAAACGUG
This is a messenger RNA of Bactrocera oleae (olive fruit fly), 1512 nucleotides long. RefSeq lists its product as uncharacterized. The record is from RefSeq and is a predicted model, not a curated record. NCBI's taxonomy places the organism in Eukaryota, Metazoa, Arthropoda, Insecta, Diptera, Tephritidae.